AUGGAGCUCAACCACAUGGACGCAAAGGAAAAUCUUACGACGGCCGAGCGCUUUCGUCGUGCCGGCGCACGCGCCCGUCUCCGCCACGAGUCCCUCGGGGUGGCGGUGCCGCUCACCUUGGGGUCCUGGGAGUUCGUCGCACACUUCGCCAUAGGCAGCCCGCCGCAGGAGGUUCAUGCCGUGCUCGACACCAUGAGCAGCCUGGUGUGGACUCAAUGCAUGCCAUGCGGUAAUGACUGCUUCUAUCAAGACGUGGACAUCUACGACUUCUCGCUUUCGAGCACCGGGAUGGCCGUGUCCUGCAACGACUCCCUGUGCAGCGCCGGGCACGAGACCCAGCCGUGCACGGGCGACGAUGGCCGCGCCGGCGCGUGUGCUGUUCGGACGACCUCCGUCGGUGUGGACCUCGCUGGCGUGCUACGCAUUGAGGAGUUCACCUUCGGCUCGGAAAAGGCAAGCAUUGCCUUCGGGUGCAUCACCAAGACGGACACCACGGGAAUCGGCGAAGGCGAAGACGCCUCCGGCGUCAUCGGCCUCGGCAAGGGCCCACUGUCGCUGGUCUCUCAGAUCGGCGGCAACCGGUUCUCCUACUGCCUCAGCAACCAAGUCCAGUCAAGCCUUCUCGUCGGUCCCUCAGCCGUCCUGAAUGGCGGCGCGCCGUUUGCGUCAGCGCCCUUCAGCCCUCGGUCCUCCUACAACCUGCUUUUGGCCGCGGUGUCGGUCGGAGAAGCUGAUCUUAACAUUCCCUCUGAGGACGGCGGCAUCAUCAUCGACGUGCGCACCCCCUUCAUGUUCCUGGUUGACGCGGCGUACAAGGAGCUGAUGCAGGAGCUGUCAUGGCGGCUGGGCGGUAGCCUCGUCCCGUCGCCGAUCCACGACAUGUUCGAGCUGUGCGUGGCGCCAGCGGACGUGAGCAGGCUUGUGCCACCGCUGGUGCUCCGUUUCGGCCAAGGGGGCGGGGCUUGGGCGAUUCCGGCGGAGAACUACUGGAUACAGCUGAACCUCGAGGCGUCAUGCAUGAUGGUCGUAAACUCGGCGGUCUCCUCCAAUGGGGCACCGAUGAACAGGACAACGGUCAUAGGGAACUACAUGCUGCAGAACAUGCAUGUUCUUUACGAUCUUGACAACAAGGAGGUCUCGUUCCAGCCCGCCGACUGCAGCUCCAUCUGA
Molecule: messenger RNA, 1170 nt
Organism: Lolium perenne
Lineage: Eukaryota; Viridiplantae; Streptophyta; Magnoliopsida; Poales; Poaceae
Source: RefSeq, a predicted model, not a curated record